CGCGGGGUGGGCUGGAGAGGUUUCCCGCCGUCUGGGAAGAGUAAACGGGGCCACCCACCUGCUGGGCCUCCGCCGCCCGCACCUGCUCUUGAGAAGCCUCCGGGUGGGGCACAGUCCCCGGCCCCCGCCCGGGUCCGCGCUCUGGGAGCGCACUGGCCCUUUAAGAGCGCGGCGGCCGCGGCGCGCGGGGAGGAGGGCUGGGAGCGCCCGGAGCCGCGCCGAACUCGCCGGGGACGUCGGGCGCCCGCUCCUUGGCUUGCUCGCUCGCUCGCUCGCUCUCUCGGGUCGGCUCCCUGCGCCUCCUCCCGGGGCUGCCUGGGGACCCGGGCCCGGUCGGGCGCGGCGGCGAGCAUAGUCCCCUAGCAGGAGGCGCGCGCUCCGGGCAGCUCCCGGCCCCGGGCAUGGACAGAAGGAGCUGGGCGCGCAGGGGGCGCCGCGGGACCGGGCGGCCGGAGCGCUGAGCCAGACAAAGGCUCCGGAGUUGCGCUCGCUCUCGGGAGCCGGGCCCCAGGCGCUGGGCGCCGAGGCUGCGGGACCCCGCGGGGGGCACCUCCGGCCGGCCUUCUCGCCCCCCAGCUGGUUCCGCGCGCCCGGACCUGCCCUGCCCGCUUCUCCUGGGGCUUGGGAAUUUGCCGAGGGGACCUUGGCGGCUCCGGCGGGGACCGGAGCCCGAGGUCCUCCGCGCGCCAGCCGGGCCACGAGCCAGGGAGCGUCGCAAGUUUCCAAGGCGAGUGCGAGGACCCGGCGCCGGCGCGCGAGUGAGCCCUGCGUGCAGUGUUCGGGCCGGGCUGGGCGCCGAGAGCAUGGGCAGCGACCGGAGCGCGCCCGGACGGCCCGGCUGGACGGGCAGCCUCCUCGGCGACCGGGAGGCGGCGGCGCGGCCGCGACUGCUGCCGCUGCUCCUGGUGCUUCUGGGCUGCCUGGGCCUUGGCAUAGCGGCCGAAGACGCUGAGGUCCUUGCCGAGAACUGGCUGCGGCUCUAUGGCUACCUACCCCAGCCCAGCCGCCACAUGUCCACCAUGCGCUCUGCCCAGAUCUUGGCCUCAGCCCUCGCAGAGAUGCAGCGCUUCUACGGGAUCCCAGUCACGGGUGUGCUCGAUGAAGAGACCAAGAAGUGGAUGAAGCGGCCCCGCUGUGGGGUGCCAGAUCAGUUUGGGGUACGAGUGAAAGCCAAUCUGCGGCGGCGGCGGAAGCGCUAUGCCCUCACCGGGAAGAAGUGGAACAACCACCAUCUGACCUUCAGCAUCCAGAACUACACGCAGAAGCUGGGCUGGUACCACUCGAUGGAGGCAGUACGCAGGGCCUUCCGCGUGUGGGAGCAGGCCACGCCCCUGGUCUUCCAGGAGGUACCCUACGAGGACAUCCGGCUUCGGCGGCAGAAGGAGGCUGACAUCAUGGUACUCUUUGCCUCUGGCUUCCAUGGCGACAGCUCGCCGUUUGACGGCUCGGGUGGCUUUCUGGCCCACGCCUAUUUCCCUGGCCCCGGCCUGGGCGGGGACACCCAUUUUGACGCAGAUGAGCCCUGGACCUUCUCCAACACUGACCUGAGUGGAAACAACCUCUUCCUGGUGGCGGUGCACGAGCUGGGCCACGCGCUGGGGCUGGAGCACUCCAACAACCCCAGUGCCAUCAUGGCACCCUACUACCAAUGGAAGGACGUUGACAACUUCCAGCUGCCCGAGGACGACCUCCAGGGCAUCCAGCAUCUCUACGGUACCCCAGAUGGUCGGCCGCGGCCCACCCAGCCUCUCCCCACUGUGAUGCCACGGCGGCCAGGCCGGCCCGACCACCGGCCUCCCCAGCCACAACCCCCAGGUGGGAAGCCAGAGCGGCCCCCAAGGCCGGGCCCCCCAGCCCAACCCCGAGCCACAGAGCGGCCCGAUCAGUAUGGCCCCAACAUCUGCGACGGGGACUUUGACACAGUGGCCAUGCUUCGCGGGGAGAUGUUCGUGUUCAAGGGCCGCUGGUUCUGGCGAGUGCGGCACAACCGCGUCCUGGACAACUAUCCUAUGCCCAUCGGGCACUUCUGGCGUGGUCUGCCUGGUGACAUCAGUGCUGCCUAUGAGCGCCAGGACGGUCGUUUUGUCUUUUUCAAAGGUAACCGCUACUGGCUCUUUCGAGAGGCGAACCUAGAACCUGGCUACCCACAGCCGCUGACCAACUAUGGCUGGGGCAUCCCCUACGACCGCAUCGACACAGCCAUCUGGUGGGAGCCCACGGGUCACACCUUCUUCUUCCAAGAGGACAGGUACUGGCGCUUCAACGAGGAGACGCAGCGUGGAGACCCUGGAUACCCCAAGCCCAUCAGCGUCUGGCAAGGGAUCCCUACCUCCCCUAAAGGGGCCUUCCUGAGCAAUGAUGGAGCCUACACCUACUUCUAUAAGGGCACCAAAUACUGGAAAUUCCACAAUGACCGCCUGCGGAUGGAGCCUGGUUACCCCAAGUCCAUCCUGCGGGACUUCAUGGGCUGCCAGGAGCACGUGGAGCCAGGCCCCCGAUGGCCUGACGUGGCCCGGCCGCCCUUCAACCCCCAUGGGGACGCAGAGCCCGGGGUGGACAGCGCAGAGGGCGACGUGGGCGAUGGGGAGGGGGACUUCGGGACCGGGGCUGGCAAGGAUGGAGGCAGCCGCGUGGUGGUGCAGAUGGAGGAGGUGGCACGGACCUUGAACGUGGUAAUGGUGCUGGUGCCGCUCCUGCUGCUCCUCUGCGUCCUGGGCCUCACCUACGCGCUGGUGCAGAUGCAGCGCAAGGGCGCACCGCGGGUGCUGCUCUACUGCAAGCGCUCGCUGCAGGAGUGGGUCUGAGCGUCCAGGGCUCCUGCUCACGGUGCUCAGGGGGCCCACGGGGGCCCACCGCGGCGCCUGUGGUUCUGAGAUGACUCCUGGGGGCUCCCUCCGCCCCCAGGCUGGGGCCCCUUCCAACCCUCACACACCCUGUCUGCCCUGCCCUCAUUAUUUAUGCCCAAGUGUUUUGUUUUGUUUUUGGCACCUUACUUAACCAUUUGUUCCUGUUUCCCUGACCAGAGCAGGGUGUUUAGAGUUUUCUGAAUGUAGUUCCGCUCCAGUCAGGGAAUUAGAACCCCCUCAUCGUCCUCUGACUCGGCAGAGGCCCACAUUGAAAGAGCAGCCCCUCAGCCUGAGCCCAGGGCCAUAACCGCAGGCUCCCUUUGCCCAGUUGGAGAUAGGCUGGCCCCCCCUGGGUCUCCUCCCUCCCAAGUGAGCCUGGGCCUUAGGAAGAGCUUUCCACCCAGGGACAGCCCCAGGCCAAAGGGGACAUGGAAGGGAGAUGGGCCGUGGCCCCCAAGCCUGAGUUGAGGCUUGGUUCAUUCCCAACCCACUUCUCACAGCCUCAGCGAGCCUGGCUCCUUAGGCCUGAGAACCCAGCCCACCCCCGGCAGCAGCUCCCAGCUCCCACCUCCCCUGGGACCCACCCCUCUUCCCUCUCCAUGGACCAAAAGGAGUCUGCCAAGGCCCCUCCCUGGGUAGCAGCAGCCUCACCCAUAGCAGAGACACCUCACUGAGCUAGAACCCCCAUUCCUUCCCUGCGCCUCCUCCCUCCCUCUCCCAUUCACGCCACCAACCUAGAGGCCUGAGCUCAGCUGCCAGUGUCCUGAGCCCCCAGGAGAGGGGUCUGAUGGGUGCCUAGGCCUGGGCAGUGGAUGUCCACGGAUGGGUGCCCACCUGUAUGGGUGCCCACAGUGCCAGGCACCGGGUAUGAGGGGCUCCUCCCCUCCAGCUCCCUGUCCCCCCAGCAUACUGAGAGGAGAGACACUGUUGGGGAUAGGCCAGCAGCGCAUCAGACUGUGAACCCCCCAAAGGAGCCCCCACCAUGGCCUAAGAGGCUGCCCUGCUCCUGCGCUUGGCCCUGAGGGCGGAGAUGCCUCCUUCCUCUUUUCCUUCCCAAAGCAAGCAGGGGGCCAUGGCUGCUGUGGGAAAUGGUACUGUACAGCUGGCUCUGCUUCCCCAUGUCCCUGAGUGAGUGGGGUCUGCCACCCAGGAUCCCCGAGGCGCCUUGGGGGUAAGGGGUUCUGGCCUCUGGGAGUGGUUUCUCGUGCGCUGGCACCAAGUACGGGUCCAGCAGCUUCCACCCCCUGCAGAACCAGAGAGCCAGCCAAGGGGUGGGGCUGUGGGGGUUCCGUGUCCACCUCCAUACCAUUAUUUCUGUAAAUAAUGUGCACUGAAUAAAUUGUACAGCCGGCAA
This is a messenger RNA of Cebus imitator (Panamanian white-faced capuchin), 4200 nucleotides long. It is a transcript of the gene MMP15, whose product is annotated as matrix metallopeptidase 15. Gene Ontology annotation, cellular component: extracellular matrix. Gene Ontology annotation, biological process: extracellular matrix organization; collagen catabolic process; proteolysis. The transcript has 10 exons. Lineage: Eukaryota; Metazoa; Chordata; Mammalia; Primates; Cebidae. Gene Ontology annotation, molecular function: zinc ion binding; metalloendopeptidase activity. The record is from RefSeq and is a predicted model, not a curated record. The coding region runs from base 804 to 2804 and encodes 666 amino acids.